UCUCUAUCCCCCGAAAGACGGAGGGAGGAAUGUGUUAUCGUCACAUGGUUAUGAGCUUUCGAGUCUCUGAGCUCCAGGUGCUCCUGGGUUUUGCCGGCCGGAACAAGAGCGGACGCAAGCAUGAGCUCCUCACCAAAGCCCUGCAGCUGCUGAAGUCCGGCUGCAGCCCGGCCGUCCAGAUGAAGAUCAAGGAGCUCUACCGGCGCCGCUUCCCCCGCAAGAUCCUCACCCCUUCGGACUUAUCCAUGCUCCACUUGCAGGCAGGGGGGCAGUUGCCGUCGGCCACGGCGCUCACCCAAGGCGCCAUGUGCCACCUGCCUUACGACGGCGGCUCGGUGGGCUCAGCUGUGCCGACCGGCAUGCUACCCCCGGUGCCCAUGUUGGGACCCAAACACGAGACGGACGUCCCGCACUUGUCUCCGCCGAUCCACCCGGUCCAUCCAGACGUGAAGAUGAGGCGCUUGCCCUUUUACGACGUCUACGACGAGCUCAUCAAACCCACCACUUUGGCUUCGGUGAACAGCCAAAGGUUCGAAGAGGCUCACUUCACCUUCGCCCUGACCCCUCAACAAGUACAGCAGAUCCUCACUUCUCGCGAUAUCUUACCUGGUGCCAAAUGUGAUUACACUGUGCAGGUACAGUUGAGGUUUUGUUUGUGUGAAACCAGCUGCCCUCAAGAGGACUACUUUCCUCCCAAUUUGUUCGUCAAAAUUAAUGGGAAACUCUGUCCUCUUCCGGGUUAUCUUCCCCCCACCAAAAACGGUGCAGAGCCAAAACGACCCAGCCGGCCCAUCAACAUCACCCCUCUGGUGCGGCUUUCGGCAACGGUCCCCAAUACGAUUGUGGUGAACUGGUCCUCCGAGUUCGGCAGGAACUACUCCCUGUCUGUUUACUUGGUGAAACAGCUGACGUCGGUGACGUUGCUCCAGAAGCUGAGGGCCAAAGGCAUUCGAAACCCAGACCAUUCGCGCGCCCUGAUCAAAGAAAAACUGACCGCUGACCCAGACAGCGAGAUCGCCACGACCAGUUUACGGGUUUCUCUCAUGUGUCCGUUGGGCAAGAUGAGGUUGAUCGUCCCUUGCCGCGCUUUCACUUGCACCCACCUCCAGUGCUUCGAUGCAGCGCUUUACCUGCAGAUGAACGAGAAGAAGCCAACGUGGACCUGUCCGGUCUGUGACAAGAAGGCUCCCUACGAGGCCCUCAUCAUUGAUGGGUUGUUUAUGGAAAUCCUCAACUCCGUCACAGACUGUGAUGAGAUCCAGUUCAUGGAGGAUGGCUCUUGGUGCCCCAUGAAACCCAAGAAGGAGAACCAGGAGGUUUGCCAGCCAUCUGCCUACAACGGGCUGGAAGCUUCCCUGUAUACGGUGGGUUCAGAUGGGAAGCCGUUGGGUGAGAGCAAGAAGAAAGUGGAGGUUAUCGACCUGACACUGGACAGCUCUUCGGAUGAGGAAGAGCCCCCUGCCAAGAAGCAUUGCCCCGUCACCACCGCAGCCAUCCCAUCGGCUACAGGACCCAAGGGGGCCCUUAGUGCUGACCACCAGCCUUCCUCGGUGCUCCGGAGUCCCCCGAUGGCAGCUGUGGGCAGCGACUACCUCUCCAGCCUCCCGAUCCCCGACUACCAUCCUUCCUACCAGGUUCCCUCAGACAUUCAAGGUCUGGAUUUGUUUCCUUUCCUUCAAAGUGAAAACCAGCCACAUUACAGCCCUUCUGUGAUCACUUCUCUGGACGACCAGGACAGCCUGAGCCACUUCUUCCAGUACCGUGGCACCUCCCCGCACUUCAUGAACCCCCUGGCGCCCGUGGUGGUGGGCUCCCACAGCACCGUCGGCUCCCCGACCAGCGGCCGCAUCAGCAACGUGGUCUCCUCCUCCCCGACAACGACGACGCUGCGGGAGGGCCAUGGCCACAGUGGUGCUGUCGGGGGCAGCCCCGUCUUGCCUGGUUGCCGGCCGGAUAUCAUCUCUCUAGACUAAACCUGCGGGGCUGCUGAUGCAAGACUCUUGGAGCAUUCGGAGAGGGGCGAGGGGACAUAUCCGACCCUUGCAAGUUGAGAACAUCUCCCCCUCAAAAAAAGAGCAAAUUUCAGCUUUUUAUUUACCAGCAAGUUCAUGCGUUGGCAGCUUGGAAGGAGGCGAAUCGAGCAAAAACCUUUGGUCCACAUCCGGAGUUCUGUGAUUCAGUGCACAUUGGCCAAAGUUUUGUCUUGGUAUUCAGUGGCAGGGAGAUGCUUGUAAGCCUGGAGCAGCGUCAAGUGGAAUUAAAAGCAAACAAACCCCAAAUUUUGGUGUCGGAGGUUGAGUAUCAUCCCUCUGGUUUCGCGACAGAAAGAGCCACUUCUGUGCUCAUCUGUAUAAUUCAUCCAAGAUCAUGAAUCCUCUUUUGUUUCCCUUGGCUAUCAAGAUCAUGAGUAAGAUUCAACAGGAUUACAACGUGACCUUUUAGCACGGAGUGGAGUCAGCACCUUGAUACAUCUAUAUAUAUGUAUGUAUAUAUAUUUAAUCCACUUGUCUUCACCCCAUGGCAUUUACGAGACAGCAUGGCCCCAAGCAGAAGGUUAUCUUGGACCAGUUCGGUCCAGUGUAAGACAACUGUUUGUUUUUAGGUUUCACCAAACCCUAUGAUGGGGAGAGAAUCGUGUCCGACGAAGAUCUGAGUGGAAAGGUGCGUACAAAUCUGCCAACCAGAGUUUCCAACUCUGCAAAAUAUUGACUGGAUCUAUUUUAUUAUCUUGGUGUGAUGACACCCGCGUUGUUUGGAGGGGCAGCCGGUUGUGUGGGAGACUGUGAUCCAUGGCUGUUGGAAAGCAAGGAGCCAUCGCAGGGACCCUUUUCUCCUUUAGCCCUUACAUGUCCCAUUGUGCUUUAAUGUUGAAGGCACCUAGACAAUAACAGUGGCUCACAUGUGCAUCGCAAGGACCCUAUAACGGCUUUGCAAAGCAUGGCCAUGACAGGACAUGGACGAUUGCCCUGUUUUGUAUCGGCUCAUGAGAAAAACUAAACUGUGGCUGAGAGCAACAAGCCCAAAGAGAGGGAUGCUGGCUUUAGAGGAAAAGAGAAACAGAAGCCAGAUGUGGAAAUAUAAAACUUGGACCAGUGGAAUAACGUAGUGAGAGGAGCGGUGGGUGCAUUCCCUCCAUCCACUAAGAAGCAGGCUCUUGGGGAAGAAAUUUUUUGCCCUUUUUAUGGGGUUUGGGGAGAAACGGAGACCUUGCCUCUUUCUUCCCAUCAUCUUCUCUUUCUCCUGCUUCCACAGUGAGCAGCUCCAGGCCCUGGGUUUGAAGGAUCUCCUCUGCGAAGGCCAGGUUAGACGCAGUAUUUUUGCCUUUACGAAUGGUUUUUAAGCAAGUCCUCCACUAACUUCUCUGGUACUUGAGCGCUAGAAAAGAAAGCCCUGAUGUGGAGAAAAGAUUUGAGGGAGGAGGAGAGCCACCUUCAGACAUGCGAUGAAGAUGGAGCCAAAGCCAGGGUCAAAGGGAAGAAAACACUUGGGCUGCCAGAACGUAUUGGGAGCUUGCAAGGACUCCAGGGUUGCCUCCAUCGCAGGUUGCUGGGUCCGUUCAUUUGAGUAUUACCGGAAGAGUGUAAAAUUCAUGCGUUCACAGUGUGCAGACCGUGACACGUGAGCCGUUAUCUCCAUGAAACCUGCUCUUCCAUGGAGGGCACUCCCUUGAUAGACCCUCCCUGGGAUGUUUAUGGCACCCAGCACCAGUAUUUUCUCUCUCUCUGAGUUGUGCCGCCUUCCCUUGUGGUUUAGUACUAAUGCAACCAAGGCAGGAAACCUUCUCCAUAUCACCCUCCGAACCCCAUGAUCUGCGUCUGGAGUGGGUUUUUCUCCUGUGGUUGCAUUCGGUGACUCUGCCCAGUCUUUCCCAACAAUGUGCUUUUUUAAAAGGAAGAAAUGUGUAGGUGUAGGAUUUCCACCACCUUGCUUUCCUCUUAAAGUAUUUCCUAUCUUGUACAGAGAAUGAAAGAUAUAUAUAAAUAUAUAUAUAUUAUAUUAUAUUAUAUGAUAAUAAUCUAUAUUUUCAGUUUUUGUACAUAAGCAACUCCAAAGAUCUUUCUGGUUUUUGCGUUGUUGUUGUUGUUGUUGUUUUUCCUUUCUGCUUCGAGGACUAAAUGAAGGUUGCGCUUCCUCCCCGGACGUUUGUCGAAGUGGAUUUGGGCGGAGAGGACGGACGGGGGGAGCGCAUCGCCCAUUGCACAACUUAUUUAUGUAUUUAAGUGUAUACUUUUUGUGUGCGCGCGUGUUUUUGGUUUGUAGCGGCUGCCUCUUCAGCUUUUGUUGUCGUUGUUGUAACCUGUGUCCCGUCGCAUGUUUGCCAAGCUGCGGGGUGGAUUUUUUGGGCAGCCCAAGUUGAGCACUUUUGCACCCCAUUGAUAUGGGAAAAAAGGGAGGGAGAAGCCAAACCUGGCAAAGUAUCUCCCGGUAUCAAGCGGGGAAUUAAAUCUCUUCUCUGCCGUAAAAGGUUCCCCGGGGUUUUUAACGUGGACUUCAAGGGUUUAACUUUAACCUCGGCUUUAAUUUUAAAGGUAAAGUUUAACUUGGAAGGUUUUGAAUUCAGGCCACAGUGGAAGGAGCCAGACCCAGAGCAAGAAGUCAUGGUGAGAUGCAUUUUGACACGGGGCUGUUAACACUGUUUCCCCCCGGAUUUUACACCUUGUUUUAAUGUAGAUUUAUUAUGAUCAACUGAUCAAACAUCUUACUUUAAUGAGAACGUUUACUGGGUGAACGGUGGUGCCAGUUUUCCUCCAUUCCUUGUUUCUUUUCAGCACCGCAAAUGGAUUUCUGCCAGCAAUCUCCAGUGUGCAAAGCAUCAAAUUGGAACGGUGAAAUCUGGGCCAUUUAAUGGUGGCAGAUGAAUCCAAAUGUUCAGUUUAACUGGCCAGGAGUUAAAUUCAAUGAGACUUCAAUGCCCAGCAUUCCCAGCCAGCAUGACAAGUGCUCAAGAAGACGGGGGUUUGUAGGGUAUUGGAGGAAGGAGCAGUUACUUCCACCCUCCGCUUCUAAAAGUGCAUGCCUUUGCCCUCUUUUCCAUAGCCAAAAUGUUCCAAGUGCUUUGGAAAUGCGGGAAAUGGACAGUGUGUAAGAUGUGUGUCCAGUUGUGUUUUGUGCUUUGCUUUCAGAGAGGAGAAAACGGCUUUGCAAAGUCAUUCCUUGGAAAUGGGGCUUUCCUGGUUUGGGGUGGGUUCUCCCUCUCAUUUCCUUAGAGGUUUUUUCCCCAUCCGUUGUCAUGCAUUGUCCUUUUUUCCUCCUUGAUUUUAUUUUUCCUUAUCCAUUUCAUGCAUUGUCUGUUUUUACUCUCCGUUUCAUCCCUCCUUCCUCAUUCAGGAAGGAGGGAUCCAAAACAAGUGGCCUGGCGAAGAAAUUGCAAGCGACAGAUACCCUUCAAACUAUGUUUCCCAUACCCAGCUUUGUUUUGUGGUGAGCAGUGAAUUCUGCCUUUUGCUUUUGAAUUCUCUGGGCUGCAGCUUGGGAAGCCAUUUUAAACAGACCCCCUCAUUCCACAAUACAAGACUGUGUUUUAAAACUCAUUCUCUGUGCCCCUUCCCCAGAACCGAAAGCAAAGGCCCGACUCAGCCGAGCGCCCUUCCUUUGCCUUUAUUUAUUCCGUCUGUCCGGCGCUUUGUCCGUCCGCUCGGACCUUGUGUAUAUGCAAAGUACGUUUUUAGAGAAAAUAAAAUUCGAAACAAAAAGUU
Sceloporus undulatus (fence lizard) is the source of this 5696-nucleotide messenger RNA. It is a transcript of the gene PIAS3, whose product is annotated as protein inhibitor of activated STAT 3. Lineage: Eukaryota; Metazoa; Chordata; Lepidosauria; Squamata; Phrynosomatidae. The record is from RefSeq and is a predicted model, not a curated record. The coding region runs from base 30 to 1973 and encodes 647 amino acids. Gene Ontology annotation, molecular function: transcription coregulator activity; SUMO ligase activity; zinc ion binding. Gene Ontology annotation, biological process: regulation of transcription by RNA polymerase II; protein sumoylation. The transcript has 14 exons.